Hydractinia symbiolongicarpus is the source of this 2239-nucleotide messenger RNA. RefSeq lists its product as uncharacterized. The transcript is spliced from 3 exons. The record is from RefSeq and is a predicted model, not a curated record. The coding region runs from base 611 to 1531 and encodes 306 amino acids. Lineage: Eukaryota; Metazoa; Cnidaria; Hydrozoa; Anthoathecata; Hydractiniidae.
ACGAGUUGAAAUAAUCUGGUAAAACACUAAAGUUUUGACUGCUUGUGUUAACAAAAAUUGUUUUAAAAGUAAAACAAAAAAUUUCUGCUUUUUUUGCACUGUUGGUUUCUGUUUAUAGUCACUGUUGACCAUGGUCAAGUUUAUAAAAGUGAAUCACAUUUUUUUUUGUUUACUUUUUUUUAUUUGUCAAGAUGUUACUUUAAUUUUUUGUUAUCAAUACUAAGCAUACUACGAUUACUUACAAAAUCCCAAAAAUAAAAUUUAUACUCAUUAACGGUAAAUAAUAAUUAAUAGCUAAUUAGCUAAUUAAGUAUGAAACGAGUACAAUGAAAGGAUUAUACUCUGACUGAAGAGAAAGGGGAAAUGCAACUGAAACGUGAAUUAUGAAUAAGUAUUGUUUGAAAUUAUCAUAAUUAGGAAGUUUGAACUUUCGUAAUUUAACAACACGUCAAAUAACAAAAAAGGUCACGGCGAAGUCACAUAAGUGAUUUAAAAGUAGAAAAAUAUUCUCCGAAAUGCAUUAUAAGCAGCCUCACAAGAUUCUCAAACAAAUCAACACUUGCAGUUUCGAAAUUUUCUUAAGAGAAGAUUCAGACACACACCAUAAGUCAUGCUGAAAUGGCAAAAAUUAAGUCCUCAGUUGAAACACGAUAAGAUACAGCGUUCACUAAAGGACAUCAUUAAAACACGGCAACUACCAAUCGUCGUCACUAUUACUCUGCCAUGUUUUUUGCGAACGAAAGAAGUUUUAAAAAAUAAGCAGCCUAUUGCUAUAUUAAAUCGAAAGGAAGUUCAUUUAUUAACAGGUCAUAACGAGCGAAACGUAGAUUUCAAAUUCAACGCAGAUGAUAAUUUAAACAGUUUAGUUGAGACAUUUGAACAAAUACAGCCAAAAAGUGUGGAGGAGAUCACUUCCAUCUUUUCAUAUCGGGAUAUUGUGGUUGUGCGCAAGGAUUGCGUCCUGAGAAAUAUCCAGUUUCGAGCAGGAGAUAAACUCCUUAUCGCUUUUCUCCAUUCAAGCCAUACAACUGAAAAGACAUUUGCCCUUUUAUGUCGGCAGGAUAACUGGAACUACAAUGUAUCCUUGUUAGCAGAUAUUCUCUUGGACGAUGACCUAUUUAUUUGGUUAAGAACUAGAGAAAGAUUAAAACUGAGAACGCUUCUCAGAGCAUUCGAACCGCAAUGGGUUCGUUUUGUACAUAAGUCAGACUAUAAACUUUUACCCGCUGGAAUUGUGUUUCUCAGAAGUAUAAAAACGUGCGACUUGAUUCUUACAGCCACUUGUUGUGGACAGAAUGUACGCUAUGAAACAUAUCCACUGAACUCGAAAAUAAUGGCAGAACUUUCUUUUAAUAAUCUCCCACAUUAUGUUAAAUGUCUUGGCAAAGGCGACUCAUCCGCUUAUACACAAAGCAUAGCACGUAUUGAGACUUUGUUUCAUUAUGAUAUAUAUGGACCAAGAUUUUAUGGAUUUCUCGACGAAAUGAAUGCCAUUGGGGUACUGGAAAGUUGCAACGAUCCUGAAAAAUAACUGAUCCUUAAAAGACUAUUUUUCCUACGUAUUUGCGAGAAUGCCGUGAGCCGAUUAGUAUUAUUUAGGUAGUCAUACUUUAGGAUACGAACGCAAAAAAAUUGUCUUGUAUUACUCUGUUUUUUAUCUACUGCUGUAGAGAGUAGAGUUCUUAGGGCGUGUUAUCCCUCCACCCCGUCACUUAAUUUUUAAGUCAUGUGAAAGAUGGGUUUUUAUAAGGAUGAAAGGCUCAAUUUUCAGUUCACUGUGUCUGUCCUUUUCACUUAAGUUGGACUUUGGUUGAGAAUUUAGUAUUAAUGAAGCAGUAACAAAAAUGAAUUCUCUCCGAUGAUUUUUACUAAUUUAUCUGUAAACAUUCUCGAUCCCCAAGCUCUUUAAGAUAAAUCUCGAAAGAACUGUACUGUCUACUUUCGAGGUUUUAAUCUCAAAGAGCUUUGGGGACGAGAAGGAUCUGUAAAUUGAAUAUUUAUUAAAUUUUUAAAUUGUAUGUAAAUAAACUUUUUUUCCAAUUGUAACACUUUUUAUUACAGUAUAUGACAUUUUUUACACAGUAUCCUAAAUAUCUAAAAUUGUUAAAUUACAUGUUUUUAUAUAAACAACAUAUACGUACAUUUUAAUCCAAAUAUUUUUAACUCUUAAAGGUGAUUUAGAAUGUAUUGAUUCCUUUUUAAAACCUUAUAAUGCAAUGAAGUUGACAUUUUACAAAUU